Anisakis simplex (herring worm) is the source of this 132-nucleotide messenger RNA. NCBI's taxonomy places the organism in Eukaryota, Metazoa, Nematoda, Chromadorea, Rhabditida, Anisakidae. The record is from the annotation of a GenBank genome assembly.
AUGCCAAAUUUUGGCUACGUUGUUGUUGACAACGAAGAGGAAGAGGAUGAGCAGAUCGACCUGCUGGAGCCCUUCAGGGGCUAUCUCGAGGCAGUGAGGGCCCCGGGGACCGCAUGCAGCAAUCUGCUGCAG